This is a messenger RNA of Clupea harengus (Atlantic herring), 3708 nucleotides long. RefSeq names its product ATP-sensitive inward rectifier potassium channel 12-like. NCBI's taxonomy places the organism in Eukaryota, Metazoa, Chordata, Actinopteri, Clupeiformes, Clupeidae. Gene Ontology annotation, cellular component: plasma membrane. Gene Ontology annotation, molecular function: inward rectifier potassium channel activity. The record is from RefSeq and is a predicted model, not a curated record. Gene Ontology annotation, biological process: regulation of monoatomic ion transmembrane transport; potassium ion import across plasma membrane.
UAUGCACACAUCAAACCACAACCACACGGCCCUCAUGCCCAUUUUCCUUCAGAGCAACAAAAUGAUCUCACAUUUCCGCCCAGCAGGCCCACGCUAUAUUGCAAAGGGGAUUGGGCAAAAAGUGUAAAAUUAUGCAAGGUAUUUGUUUGUAAAAACUGUUGACAGUGAGAGAGUGUUGAACUACGGGUAAGAAAAGUAGGGGAUGACCGGUUUAUUUUUAUUUUCAAUGGUUCACUUUCUUCGGUGUUGUCGCAAAUGAUGUGUGAUUCACUAGUAAAAUAUCUCGGUGAAAUGCUGCAUUUGGGCCCAAAAAGGAUAUCCUGACAUUCCAAUCAAUACAGUGGCACAUAAUAAGAGCUUUACAUAUUUAGUAUUGAGUUCAGUUUGUUGUCUAACACAUAGCUAUGAUAAUAUGGGACAUUUUGAUAUUUGUAGCAUACUAAGUUCAUUUUCUCAGUAAUAAGUAGGACGCCCACACCAGAUGUUAUUUAUAUAGCACUACUACUGCACAAAUGCAGAAAGUAUGUCAUCUGAAAAAGCUGGUGUGUGCCCUUUUAGGAGGCAGACAUCAAAAUGGAGAAAACCACCAAUAUACAGUGGAUAAGGCUAUUGAUGUCUCUUUUCUGUUGUCUUCAUUUGCACUUUUGGCAUUGAGGAAAUCCAAAAGUAACGGGAAGUAAAAAAGUUACAUUACUUAAUAUUGUGAUACUUGGAUUAGGUUACUGAAUACAAUUUUUAACAGGUAAUUAGUAAUUGUUUUGGAACACAUUUUUAAAGGAAUCCUCCCAACCCUGAUGCUGACUGUGGAUGUCUGAGAAGUCUGUCUUUCUUCCAUCAGAUAUCAAAAUAUUUGAGAAUUCUUUGGGUAAUUGGUUAUUAAAAAAUGAUAUUAAUGAAAAUGAUGACAUCUGUAUAUCACAACAAUAACUUACACUUUAGAUGUGUCACAUCAGAAGGGAACUGUCUCCAACUUCAAAUUAAAUUGCUCUACAGCGACCCCCACAGGAAUUCAGCUCUGUUUCACAGAUUGGUACAUUGAUGCAAAAUGGACCAUUAUGAGUCCACUGAAGUCCACCGCACGCAGACCUCGAACUGCCUCCCUCCUCUGAGAACACGUUGAUAUUGGGGCUGCAUGAAAGAAGUUAAAAGUAGCCUAACAAGUCAAAAUCUACCAGCACUUAACCAUCAAAAAUGCUGAAGUGAAACACAUUGAGAGUGAUAUUUAGAAAACUGAAGUUGUUUUCACAGAUGCAAGUCAACGAAAGGAGGAGUCUCAUGUGCUGAUCUUCAGAGUCUAGCCUCCACCAUCCCUCCAUACCUACAUCAGAGCGACUUUCAUGGUGGUGUCAAUCAGCUGAGGGUCCAAUGGGAGCUGUGAGAAUCAACAGAUACAGCAUUGUCGCGUCAGAUGAUGACGUCGUCAGGAUGUCCAGGCUCCAUAACGGGGCGGUGACCAGCAAACGAGGUGAAAGUGACCCUGGCGGCCCGGCGUCCCCUCACCACAGACCUAAACCCAGCAACGGCCUGACCACCUCUGGCGUGGGCCGCUUUGGCCCGAGGAACCGCUUCGUGAAUAAAAAUGGCCAGUGCAACGUGGUCUUCACCAACAUGGAGGACAAGCCCCAACGCUACCUGGCCGACAUCUUCACCACUUGCGUGGACAUCCGCUGGCGGUGGCUGCUCUUCGUCUUCACGGCCCUGUCGCUGCUCUCCUGGCUGCUCUUCGGCCUGGUCUUCUGGUGCGUGGCGCUCGCCCACGGCGACACCGACCCCCCGCGGGAGCUCCUGCGGCUGAAGCGCUGGCAGCCGUGCAUCCUGCACGUGCACAGCUUCGUCGGCGCCUUCCUCUUCUCCGUGGAGACGCAGACCACCAUCGGCUACGGCUACCGCUGCGUGACGGAGGAGUGCCCGGUCGCCGUGGCGGCGGUGGUGGCGCAGUGCAUCUUCGGCUGCGUGGUGGACACGGUCAUGGUGGGCACCAUCAUGGUCAAGAUGGUGCGGCCCAAGAAGCGGGCGCAGACGCUGCUCUUCUCGCACCACGCCGUGGUGGCGCUGCGCGACGGCAAGCUCUGCCUCAUGUGGCGCCUGGGCAACAUGCGCAAGAGCCACAUCGUGGAGGCGCACGUGCGCGCCCAGCUCAUCCGACCCUUCGUCACCGCCGAGGGCGAGUACCUGCCCCUGGAGCAGGUGGACCUGGACGUGGGCUACGACGAGGGCCUGGACCGCCUCUUCCUGGUGGCGCCUCAGGUGGUGGUGCACGAGAUCACCGAGGGGAGUCCGCUGUACGACAUGACCGAGGACGACGUGGCGCAGGGCGACUUUGAGAUCGUGGUCAUCCUGGAGGGCAUGGUGGAGGCCACCGCCAUGACCGCCCAGGCGCGCAGCUCCUAUCUGCCGCACGAGAUCCUGUGGGGCCACCGCUUCGCCCCUAUGCUCUACGAGCGCAACGGCCGCUACCUGGUCGACUACGCCCGCUUCAACGAGACGUACGACGUGCCCGACAUGUCAGGCUGCAGUGCGAAGGAGCGGGGUUUGUCGGCCGCCGGCCGGGAAAAGUCGUGCCGCCGGUGCUCCGUGCAUCACGGCAGGAGUUCACCCGCUCACUCCACUCUGGGGCUACUGCCCAGCGCUUUCUGCUACGACAACGAAGUGGCUCUGCACAUACAGGAGGACGAACGAGAGACGCUGGACGAUAUCAAGGAGGAGACGCAAAGCUUACUGGGAAAUUCUGGGAAGCAAAAUGGAAGGCUGUUGUGUGUGCUAGACAUGGAUAACCAAGAAGAGGUCAGCAGGUUGCAGAAAGCUAUUCCGCCAGUUCCGGUCAUCCAGAGAAGAAAUUCUGCAUUGUAAUGUUGCUUACACCGUUUCGCUUCAUGAAAACAGAGAAUGCUUUUCCUUUGAAAUUCAUAUUGUCUGUGACUCAUCCAGGCUGGUGGGAACAAUGACCAACAAUCAAAUCCAUUUGGUAUGAAGAAGCAGUAAAAGAAUGAAAUCACAACCACAAAUGUAUGGAAAUGCGAGUUGUUGCACCACAAAGGGUCCGACUCCCUUAUGCACAGGACUUCUGACUGAUUUCAUGUCUAUUCUAAACAUCCGAUGGUGUCCACUUUGCGUGGUUUAGUAUUUGAAGGUGUUUUUGUGAACUUGCAGUUUGUGCAUCCACUGCAGAGACAUAAACUGUGUACCUUGGCAUUUGCAUCUAAACGUUAAUCCUUUCAAAUCAGUUAUUCUACAUGUCAAUCAUACAUGUUUUGUGUAAUUUUACAGAUGUAGCAAUGCGGUUUAUGGAGUGAUGAGGCUAUACAGUACAUAUAGGGUAUUUAUAAAGGUGUGCUAUAUUUGACAAGUAAGAUGGAUUAACCUCUCUUCCUUAAAAAUAGUCAACCUGAGAUCUCGAAAAGCAUCUCUUAACUAUGCACCUUUCAUCAUCAAGUGUUUUAAAACAUAUUUACCUUACAUUUAUUGUAUAAUUUCCUAUUUCUAUUUUCCACUUGUUACAUGACUUUGUAGUGCUAAUAACGACAAUUAAUGAUAGUUAAUUAUUAAUGUUUGCUAAUGACUAUGACAUUUGCUAUCAGGAUCUGGCAUUUGAUGACACAACAGGAAUGUAAUGAUAGUGUGUUUUACAUAUCACAGCUCUGCUUCAUGUUCAAACCUGAUUAACCAUUAAAAGACUUGCAACAAAAUAAUCCACACAAAAGUGAAAAG